UAUCCAAAAUAUACAAACCCUACCAAAAACCACUAUAAGUAUGCACCCCCAAUCCAAACCCUAAUUUCCUCAGCAGCAGCAGCUACACUCAAAAAUGUCUAAGCGAGGAAGAGGAGGAUCGGCCGGAAACAAGUUCCGGAUGUCACUAGGUUUACCGGUGGCAGCAACGGUGAACUGCGCCGAUAACACUGGAGCUAAGAAUCUGUACAUCAUCUCAGUGAAAGGUAUUGGAGGACGGUUGAACCGGUUGCCGCAAGCUUGUGUCGGCGAUAUGGUUAUGGCUACUGUUAAGAAAGGAAAACCUGAUCUGAGAAAGAAAGUCAUGCCAGCUGUCAUUGUUCGUCAGCGCAAACCCUGGCGCCGAAAGGACGGUGUUUUCAUGUACUUUGAAGAUAAUGCUGGUGUAAUUGUAAACCCCAAAGGAGAAAUGAAAGGUUCUGCCAUUACUGGACCAAUCGGGAAAGAGUGUGCUGAUCUUUGGCCAAGGAUUGCAAGUGCUGCAAAUGCUAUCGUUUGAAUUACUGUUAUGGAAUGACAAAUGUUUCUCUCUGUUUUAUUGGGUAUCAUUUUAAUUGUGCGAAACUAGUGGAGUUUAGAUCUUGUUAGAUAAUCAACAUCUUUGAGAUAUUUUAUUUUAAACUAUGCAGAAUAUAUGAUUUUGGUUUGUGUGUUCA
Molecule: messenger RNA, 674 nt
Organism: Erigeron canadensis
Lineage: Eukaryota; Viridiplantae; Streptophyta; Magnoliopsida; Asterales; Asteraceae
Product: 60S ribosomal protein L23
Exons: 4
Coding region: 95-517 (140 amino acids)
Biological process (GO): translation
Cellular component (GO): ribosome; cytosolic large ribosomal subunit
Molecular function (GO): structural constituent of ribosome; large ribosomal subunit rRNA binding
Source: RefSeq, a predicted model, not a curated record